Molecule: messenger RNA, 3095 nt
Organism: Myotis brandtii (Brandt's bat)
Lineage: Eukaryota; Metazoa; Chordata; Mammalia; Chiroptera; Vespertilionidae
Gene: SET
Product: SET nuclear proto-oncogene
Exons: 8
Coding region: 79-957 (292 amino acids)
Biological process (GO): nucleosome assembly
Cellular component (GO): nucleus; chromatin
Molecular function (GO): histone binding; chromatin binding
Source: RefSeq, a predicted model, not a curated record
CACCUGGGCGGUCCCAGUCUCCGCGCGCCUUCCAGCCCCGCCACUUCCCUGCGAUCGGCUCCUCGGACCUCCCGCGGCAUGGCCCCCAAACGCCAGUCCUCGCUCCCGCCGCAGGCGAAGAAACCCAAAGUGCCUGCAGCCCCCAAGCCGGAGAAGAAGCCGGCCCCUCCGGACGUGCCGAAGGGAGAAAAAGAACAGCAAGAAGCAAUUGAACAUAUUGAUGAAGUACAAAAUGAAAUAGACAGACUUAAUGAACAAGCCAGUGAGGAGAUUUUGAAAGUAGAACAGAAAUAUAACAAACUCCGCCAACCAUUUUUUCAGAAGAGGUCAGAAUUGAUCGCCAAAAUCCCAAAUUUUUGGGUAACAACAUUUGUCAACCAUCCACAAGUGUCUGCACUGCUUGGGGAAGAGGAUGAAGAGGCGCUGCAUUAUUUGACAAGAGUUGAAGUGACAGAAUUUGAAGAUAUUAAAUCAGGUUACAGAAUAGAUUUUUAUUUUGAUGAAAAUCCUUACUUCGAAAAUAAAGUUUGCUGCAAAGAGUUUCAUCUGAAUGAGAGUGGUGAUCCAUCUUCAAAGUCCACUGAAAUCAAAUGGAAAUCUGGAAAGGAUUUGACGAAACGUUCAAGUCAAACACAGAAUAAAGCCAGCAGGAAGAGACAGCAUGAGGAACCAGAAAGCUUCUUUACCUGGUUCACUGACCAUUCUGAUGCAGGUGCAGAUGAGUUGGGAGAAGUCAUCAAAGAUGACAUUUGGCCAAAUCCAUUACAGUACUACUUGGUUCCUGACAUGGAUGAUGAAGAAGGGGAAGGAGAAGAUGAAGAUGAAGAUGAUGAUGAUGAUGAAGAAGAGGAAGGGUUGGAAGAUAUUGAUGAAGAAGGGGAUGAGGAUGAAGGUGAAGAAGAUGAAGAUGAUGAUGAGGGGGAAGAAGGAGAGGAAGAUGAAGGAGAAGAUGACUAAUGAACACUGAUGGAUUCCAACCUUUUUUAAUUUUCUCCAGUCCCUGGGAGCAAGUUGCAGUCUUUUUUCUUUUUCUUUUUUCUCCCCCUCUUGUGCUCAGUCGCCCUGUUUUUGAGGUCUCUCUUCUCUCCUUUACACCAUGGUUCUCACCUUAUUUGGGGGGGAUGUACCUUGAGCAGAAUACAGUGGGAAAAGAAUCUUUGCCCCUUUCUGUUCCAAAUUCAUUUUUAUCCCUUCCUGUCUCAAGAAAAACUUAAUGGAAUCAACACCACCGUGCUCUGUGGGAAAAAAGAAAAACCUUCUGCUCCCUUAGCUCUGCUGGGAGCUGGAGGUGGCUAGGCCCCUGUGUAGUAGUGCAUAGAAUUCUAGCUUUUUUCCUCCUUUCUCUGUAUAUUGGGCUCAGAGAUUACACUGUGUCUCUAUGUGAAUAUGGACAGUUAGCAUUUACCAACAUGUAUCUGUCUACUUUCUCUUGUUUAAAAAAAGAAAAAAAAAUUUUUAAAAAAAGGGGGGUUAUAGAAGGUCAACAAAGGGUGGGUUUGAGAUGUUUGGGUGGGUUAAGUGGGCAUUUUGACAACAUGGCUUCUCCUUUGGCAUGUUUAAUUGUGAUGUUUAACGGACAUCCUUGCAGUCUGAGAUGACACUUUUAAAAUAAAAUUCUCUCCUAAUGAUGACUUGAGCCCUGCCACUCGAUGGGAGAAUCAGCAGAACCUGUAGGAUCUUAUUUGGAAUUGACAUUUUUCUAUUGUAAUUUUGUUCUGUUUAUUUUUAAAUUUUCUUUUUGUUUCACUGGAAAGGAAAGAUAAUGCUCAGUUUUAAAUGUUAAAAGAGUACAAGUUGCUUUGUUACAAUAAAACUAAAUGUGUACACAAAGGAUUUGAUGCUUUUCUCUCAGAACAGAUUUCAAGUUUGACUUGUAUAACGUAUUGUCAAACUUUGUCAACUCCAUAUUUUAUACGCACUUUGCAGGAUGAUCUCAGGGCUAUGUGGACUGAGUAAAGGGGUUUGAAUCAGUGUAUUAAUGUCUCCAUAGCUGGGAAACAUCAUGAGUACAGUUUGUUACCAGUUUCUGAAAAUUUUCAGAUCAUUUGGAGUACCAGAUUGCUCAAACUUAGUUCUGAGUAUGUUGUACCUUUAGUUUUGUAUAUCAAAUUGGCAUUUUAAAAAAUGGGUCUAUAUUUACCUGGAUAUAAUAACAGUGCCUGCCACCACCACCAGACAGACCUGGUGCUCUAAUGCCGAGUUACACACGGGGCUAUUGCUGGCGUGUCUUCGUUGGCACUAUAAAGGUGGCCCAGAAGACAGGCUUGCAGAGUAAGAAGUCCGUAUUGGUGGUUAAGAAACUCAGGUUAGGCGUACUUUUGUCUCAAGUACCAGCUAUUUAGCUUACCGUUCUCCAAUGAGACCCGUCUGUGAAUCUGGGCGAGAUGAUGGACUGUCUGCUAGAUGCCAUUGUGCAUAGAACAUUAUGAGAAGCUACCUAAUGCCUAAGCUUUUUAAUGCUGUAAAGUAUAGUAGCUGAAAUUAAAUGCCAGCUAAUUUUUUCAGAGAUGAAUUAAUGGACAGCCUGGUCAAAUUCAGAGCUAUUUGAUGUAUAAAACAUUUUAUAAGUGGAACUAUUCCAUCAAUAGGCAAAGUGUAAUAAAACCUAUCUAGAUGGAUAGUAUGUAAUUUCUGCACAGGUCUCUGUUUAGUGAAUACAUCACUGUAUACUGGUCAGGAAUCUUGCUCCAAUAAAGGAACAUAAAGAGUUUUUUGACUGGGGUCAUUCUCCUUGUGUAGAGAAAUGUUUCUUGCAUUUGGACUUAGAUGAUAAGCAAGUUUUUGUCUUAUUUGUGUUCACAGUGACAGGAAGUAGGGAAAAUGUUAAAUAGGCAGUAAGUAGAGCACAGGCAACAGCUACACAAAAAGGUAUGUAUAAGACACACAGAAAAAGGACUUAAUUGGAAUAUAGCAAGUAUCUGACGGGUGGGGGAAGUCACUUUAAUUAAUACACAUCAAGGAAGCCUGUGGUUUUUUACAAAAUUACACCUCACCAAAACUGGUUUUUAUGUACUGGUGAGAUUGUGGUACGGCUAGGUUAUAGGUCACAUGAAGUCAUGUUUUAUAACAAUUUGUGAAUUAAAAAAUAAAAAGUC